Molecule: messenger RNA, 1446 nt
Organism: Talaromyces proteolyticus
Lineage: Eukaryota; Fungi; Ascomycota; Eurotiomycetes; Eurotiales; Trichocomaceae
Product: putative mitochondrial chaperone bcs1
Exons: 2
Coding region: 1-1446 (481 amino acids)
Biological process (GO): protein insertion into mitochondrial inner membrane from matrix; mitochondrial respiratory chain complex III assembly
Cellular component (GO): mitochondrial inner membrane
Molecular function (GO): ATP binding; ATP hydrolysis activity
Source: RefSeq, a predicted model, not a curated record
AUGAAUGCAUUUAGCGGGGUUGAUUACCUGCCACUCCGUCCAAUGGCGUCCCCAAUGUCGGUUGUGGACGUCUUCUUUCCCGGAUUCAGUGCUGUGAAUGCCUCUGUACAGCAGCUGCUUCCUCAUGAUGUGAAUGGAUAUGUUCACUUGCUUUGCAUGGGGGCCGUCUUCGUAGUCUUCGCUCGAUACGCGUAUAGCUAUGCAAAUGAUGUGAUCAACAAAUACUUGAGUAGAACCAUUCAUAUAAAGUACUAUGAUGAAACAUAUGAGAUGGUCACCAACUGGGUACAGCAGCAACCAUUCGCUAGAGAAGCAGCUUCCUUGAUGGCUCACGUAAGGACCCAGCAACAAAUGUUCUGCCAGGACGACUCUAUGAGCAAAAAGCCUCUGUCGUACUCCCCUUGGGAUGGAUCUUUCCCUUUCUGGUUCAAGAAUCACCGGCUCACAUAUCACUGUCGAGUGAAAGACCACCAUGAAGAAAUUUCCAUCUCGUGCAUUGGUAUAUCUUCAGCCAUUUUGACUGAGUUCAUGGAAGAGUGCCGCGUGCAAUAUCUCAGCCUUAUUGAGCGGAAAGUGCCAGUUUUUCAGCCUGAAGGCGGUGAAUGGAAAAGGACUGGUCUGAGAUCCGCAAGAGAUAUUUCCACCGUCAUAAUGGACGAGAAAGUGAAAAGCGAGGUUCUGGGCGAUAUGAAAGAGUUCCUUGAUCAACAGACUUUAGCGUGGUAUACUUCCCGCGGAAUUGCUUACAAACGAGGAUACCUUUUGGUCGGACCUCCUGGAACGGGGAAAUCCAGCUUCUGCCUUUCCGUCGCCGGUCUACACGACUUGGACAUUUAUAUUCUCAACCUGUCAUCAGGCUUGAGUGACGAGGGGCUGGGCAAGCUCUUUUCUAAGUUGCCGGCUCAUUGUAUCGUUCUCCUAGAGGAUGUGGAUGCGGUUGGUAUGAAACGGAAAGACACCAGUGCAGGUCAAAAGCAAAAGCAGAAGGAUGUGUCCCAAUACGGAGUAUCACUAUCCGGCCUCUUGAAUGUUAUUGACGGCGUUGGGUCGCAGGAGGGUCGCAUACUUAUCAUGAGCACGAAUCACGUCGAUCAUCUGGAUGAAGCCCUUAUUCGGCCAGGCCGUGUCGAUAUGACCGUACAAUUCAAACACGCCGACAAGGAUAUCGUCGUUCAACUUUUCUGCAACAUCUUCAAAGAGACACCUGGAGUUGAGCCAGAAAAGGAAGUCAAUGAUGUAACGAUUGAAAAAUUGGCCGAGGAGUUUGCUACCCACGUGCCAGUGGGAGAGUUCAGUCCAGCUGAAGUCUUGAAAUUCCUCGUGAAGCACAAGAACUCGCCUGUGGAUGCUGUAAGUGGUGUCCAAGAAUGGGUUGCGAAACAAAUGGAAGUAAAGGAAUCAAAGGCAAAGCUGGAGAGGGAAAACUCGUGGGUUAAGGAUGACUAA